Messenger RNA from Paramecium tetraurelia, 1899 nucleotides. RefSeq lists its product as uncharacterized. The record is from RefSeq and is a predicted model, not a curated record. The transcript is spliced from 2 exons. NCBI's taxonomy places the organism in Eukaryota, Ciliophora, Oligohymenophorea, Peniculida, Parameciidae. Gene Ontology annotation, biological process: RNA processing. Gene Ontology annotation, molecular function: ribonuclease III activity.
AUGAAGCAAAUUAAAAGCUAAUUUAACUAUCAACUAAUAGGAAGGAUUCCAAAACAACUGAGUAGUUCAUACAAAAAAAUGAAUAAUCGAAUACUUGCAUAUUAAAAUAAAAUAUAAGUCACAAAAGAUGAUAAUCAAUUUGACUUUAGCAUAAUUACUCCAGGCUAUUUAAAAUGCAACAAAUCAUAGUAUAUGUUUAAUUGGAAAAUCAACUUUUUUGAAAGCCAACUUUGUUAAUUUUCUAAAGAUGAAUUUUAUUAGAUUUAUCUAUACAAUUGUUUCCUCUUGGGGGAUUGUUACAAAGCUAAUAGUCUAUCAUAUAUGCAAUAACAAUUUAGAUCAUUUUAGUCAUAUUUUGAUAAAAGGAGUGGAAACAGAUAUAAUAUGCUUUUAUAAGGAGAAAACAUGAAAUAAUUCAAUGAAUUUAAACUAUAAAAUUCAUCUCAAAAUGAGUUCACAGAUUUUAAUCGAAUUUAUGUUAAUAAAAGAAAUCCAUUUGUAUAAUUUUCAGUAUAUGAUAUGGUAAACAGCAAUGAAAAGGCAAUAUCAUAUUUUUAGAAAUUGAUUCAAUAAAAAGCAUUUAAAAACAUAGAUGAAGCCUUAUAAUAUUAUGGAGUGACUCUAAAGGAAAUUGAAGAAUUGAAUGUUCAUGAAUUCUUACAUCUAGAAAAACUAGUUCCUGGGAAUAUACAAACAUAUAGGUAGAAUUACCAGAAUUUCUAAGAAUACAUAGCCUUUUGUGCAUACACAUUACAUAUCAAUUAAUUCCAUAGAAAUGUACCAAGUAUGGCAUUCAGCACUAAUGAAUGCGAAUAGUGUAACUCAAACAAUCCAUCAGAGUAUUGUACAUCUCUUAAACCUAUUCAACCUUUAAAGUAACCUCUCUUAAUACCUAUUUAAUAAUUGUAAGAAUACCCUCUAAAUUAUAAAACAUAUGACAUUAUUUGCAUUCUCUAUAAUUCAUUAAUUUGCUAAUUAAAUAUUUGGAGUCAUCAAGACUCUGUUGAAAGCAUACUAAAUUACUAAGUGCCUGAAGAAGCCAUAGUAACUUCAUCAUUCAAUUUCAAAAGAAACUAUGAAAAUUUGGAAGUAUUAGGCGAUUCUGUUUUGAAAUAUGUCAUAACCGCGGAUAUCUUUAAACAAUACAAAUUGUUAGACGAGGGAGAAAUGACAUCCUUACGUAGCCGCUUAAUAAUGAAUACCUUUUUGGCCUAAUUAUUUGAGUAACUAGGUUUAGAACAAUUUAUAAUAAAUUAGGAUUUGCAUUUCAAAUAAAUUAAAAAUCCAUUAGUCAAUGAUAUAAUUUCAAGUGAAAAUAAACAGCUGCAAAUCAGCCAGAAAGCUGAUAUUUAUGAAGCAAUAAUUGGUGGAGUGUUUGAAACUACUCAAAGUCUCUAUGAAUAUAUUACUAUUUUAAGAAGAACAAACUUUCCUAUAUCUAUCUAUAAAGACAUCCUCUUUGAUUAUGAGCCAAUUACAGCUCAAAUCGAGCAAAUAGAUAUCAGAGACUAUAAAUUCAAUAAUCCUCAAUUAUACGAAAUAGCUAUUAAUCCAUAAUAUUAUGAUAGAUUGGAAUUUUUAGGGGAUGCUGCUAUUGAAUUACUUGUCAUUUCUUAUGCUUUUAGAGUGGCAAGGGAAAAACAAUAGAAAAAUCCUAAUUGGAGCUUGAAUCCAGGAUUACUAUCGACAUGGAAGUAGUAUUUAUUAGGAAAUAAGUUUAUGGGAGAACAAACUAUUAAAAUGGGAUUAAAACCUCAAGUUAACGAGAUACCAAAAUUAUAUGGAGAUAUUUUUUAAAGUGUUGCAGCUGCCAUUCUUCUUGAUAGUGGAUGGAGAGGUUUAAAUUAAGUGUAUGGAAGCCUAUAUAAGAAAUAUUUGGAUGAAAUUAUUGAGUUGUGA